Harmonia axyridis is the source of this 425-nucleotide messenger RNA. RefSeq names its product general odorant-binding protein 83a-like. The coding region runs from base 24 to 425 and encodes 133 amino acids. Lineage: Eukaryota; Metazoa; Arthropoda; Insecta; Coleoptera; Coccinellidae. The transcript is spliced from 6 exons. Gene Ontology annotation, molecular function: odorant binding. The record is from RefSeq and is a predicted model, not a curated record.
CCAUAUUUAGGUUUCACGUAAAAAUGAAUUACGCUAUUUUCUUCUUCUUUGUCGCCAUUUUGUCAAAUGCAUCGGGUAUGGACGAUGAUAUGCGAGAGUUGAUUAACAAUCUUCACAAUACCUGCGUUGGUGAAGUUGGAGUAGAUGAAGCCUUGAUUACAAAAGCACAAAAUGGGGAUUUUGCCGAAGAUGAGAAGCUGAUGUGUUAUUCGAAAUGUCUCUUGGAUCAAAUGGCUAUAGUUGAUGAAAAUGGAAUUGUAGAUCCAGAAGCAGCAGUUGCUGUUUUGCCAGCUGAUAUGCAAGCCGAAGCAGGUCCUGCUGUGAGGAAAUGUUCAAAACUAAGAGGUUCGAGUCCUUGCAGUAACGUUUUUGAGGUGAUGAAAUGCUGGUAUACAGAAUCACCCACGACCUACUUCUUGCCUUGA